AUGAUAACCAGUAUUUUAAAAUAUGUUUUGUUAUCAAUUAUGAUUUGCUCUUUUGAAUAUACCCAAAAUGAAUUAUACUAUGCAAACGAGAGAAGCAUAUACCUUCAGAGUAGUGUAAUAAAUUUUAGAAAUAAUAGGACAUUAGCAGAUGCAGAUAAUCAAUUCGAUUUAAAUCAUUUUUACGAAUCAGCUUUGGAUUUUGUAAAUGUAUAUAAUGCCUACAAUGAUGAUGACAAAGAAAUGGCAUGCCUUCUAAAUAUGAUAAAUUCACAUGUAAAUAAGAAUAAAGAAAAUAAUACAUUACCAAAUUUAAAUAAUAUAAGUGAAGAAGCGAAAAAGUUAAUAUAUGAACUUCAAAAUGAAUUAGAAGAAGCAAAAAAAGAGCUUGAAAAUUUAAGGAAUGGCAAAUUAGAAAUACAACCGAUACAAGAUAAAAACAUAACAGAACAAGAUGAAUAUAAUUCUGUAUCAGAACAUGAAGGCAUUAAACAAUUGGAAAAUGAAGAAAAUUUCUUGGAGAUUAAAGGUGAUAAUUUUGAAGAUAAAUAUUGUGAAAUUAUAUCAAGUAAUAAUUAUAAGAAAAUAAAAACGAAUCAAAAGUUAAUAGAAUCAGGACGAAAAUGCAUCAUGGCGAGUUUGACAUAUAUAGUAUCUUGUAUUUUGUAUAUUAGCGCAGGAUGGAGUGGGUUUACAAUAAUGCAUGUACCGUAUAUAGCUUCUAUAUUUAUUAAAUGGUACAAAUUUAUUAAAUUAGAAAUAAAAAAAAAACAAUAUACAUAA
Messenger RNA from Plasmodium vinckei vinckei, 780 nucleotides. Its product is annotated as fam-b protein. The transcript is spliced from 2 exons. The record is from RefSeq and is a predicted model, not a curated record. NCBI's taxonomy places the organism in Eukaryota, Apicomplexa, Aconoidasida, Haemosporida, Plasmodiidae. The coding region runs from base 1 to 780 and encodes 259 amino acids.